This is a messenger RNA of Abrus precatorius (Indian licorice), 2384 nucleotides long. RefSeq lists its product as uncharacterized. The record is from RefSeq and is a predicted model, not a curated record. Gene Ontology annotation, cellular component: membrane. The transcript is spliced from 4 exons. Lineage: Eukaryota; Viridiplantae; Streptophyta; Magnoliopsida; Fabales; Fabaceae. Gene Ontology annotation, biological process: Golgi vesicle transport. The coding region runs from base 303 to 1310 and encodes 335 amino acids.
GGAGAAUUACAUGAAACGACGCCGUAGCAGCUGAUACGGAUAUCAUCGCGCGUGCGUUAUAUCCAUGAGCCAUAGCUUUGAUUGAGUGCAAUGCAUUUCCCAAAAAUAAUUUUGGGAGUAAAACAGAGAAUAAGAACAUUCGUAAUUACGUUGCAACCAUUCCGAUCCAUCGUUUAAUUCGCCACCUUCCACAGUUUUGUUAGGACCCAACACGAAUUAUAUAUUUAUCAAUCGGAUUCCUCUUUCUCUUCGUCGUCGUCGUCAUCAUCAUUAUUAUUAUUAUUAUUCAAUUUUGAAUAUUCAUGGCGUCGAGUUUUGAUCGAUGGGAAAAAGAUCCUUUCUUUAACGCCGCCGAAGAAGUUCAGGAAUCUACAGACAGGAUGGAAUCUGCGUAUAGAACAUGGAUUCAUGCAACGAGAGAUGCGUCCACCCCAUGGAACCGUGAUGAACUUCGCCGAGAUCUGCAUACUGCCCUUGGCACUGCUAAAUGGCAGUUAGAUGAAUUUGAACGUGCGGUCAGGUCAAGUUAUAGCAAAAUUUCAAGUGAGGAUACCAGAAAUAGGCACCAAGAUUUUAUUGAUGCCAUCCUUGACAAGAUUACAAAAGUUGAACACUUGUUACAAGAAUCUGUUCAUUUGGGUAGCAAGGCUUCUCUGCCUUGGAUGGGUCUCGAUGAAGGAGAACGGGAUGAACUUGCAUUGUUUCUUUCUGGAAUGCCGGAUUCUGGCGCCAGAAAUCCCAUUGAAAAUAUACAAUUAAGUGAUAAAGAUUCAUUAAGCAAUUCGUCUGGAACACCAGAGGAGAAAUCACAUGGGCAUCGCAGGGCAGCUAGUGCUGAUGCUGAUAUUGGUGCUUGGAAAAUUGCUGUUUCCGAUAACGCGCCGCAAUUGUGUUCUUCCAAUGGUUUGUCUGGUCCUCUACAUAGGGUAGCCAGUCUUUCUGGAUUUUUUGGUUCCAUGGAAUCCAUCUCUAAGUUGAAGUGGCCUAAGAAUGGUUAUAGAAAGCUUAAAGCGGUGAACCAUCAUCAAGAAAUGGAUAAUGCACUGCUACCAUCAACUGAAUUGAAUGGGGGCAUCAAUGCAUACUUUGAAAAAGGUAAGAGCUGCCUUGACAAUUGUGAUGAAUGUUAUGAUAAGCAAUUCCACGGGUGGUACGGGGCUUUCCAAAGACAGCUUCAAAGAUCUCAAUACCAAAUGCAAUACAAUCGACCAGUUCAAAUAACUGUCUGGAUUGUUAUUCUCCUUUGCUUGGUUGGUAAGUCUGGAUCUUUGUUUCUGUGGUCGUCACUACCCUCCAUUUUUUUUUUUUGAAGUCCUGGAUGACCUUGAUGAUGCUUUCCAUUUACUAUUUUUUUUGUCCUGGUUCCUUUGUUCACAAGGCUACUUGUUGGUGCUCUUCAUUUCAUGGUAUUUUGUGAUAUUGUUCUUGCUUAUUCACGCUUUCUUUUUGUAUGCUUGAUUUUGUUGCUGUUAAUGUUAUAUAAGAAUGAUUGGGAAUGUGAAGUGUUGAGAUUUUUUUUCGUUAGGCCCUCUCUUCUAAAUUUUGCCAAGAAAUUUUAUAGUUCCCUUUUUCCACCUAAAGAGGGAUGUUCAAUGACAUUCCUUGUGCUUAUAUCUUGGUAUAGUGUGCUUUGUAACUGAUUGAAGUUUUGUCCACAUGCCUCACGGGCCAAAGGAAGAGAAAUUUUGUCAGUUCUAAAUUCUCCAUGCAAUUGUUACUCUCACGGGUGUUUCAGUUCAAUUAUCUUCUCGGCCCUUUCUUGUAAUAGUAUGUGUUGGCUACGUGGCUUACAAUUUUGAUUUCUCUGCAGUUUUAAUUGCUUUUUGCGCGAUGUAAAAAAGAAGAAUUAGAUACUCUAUCAAUUUCCAGUUGGCGGCAGAAUGGGGACAGACAAACAAUCUUUUAAUUCGAGUUCACAUAAUCUAUGUUGUCGUUUAAGCAAGCGAGAGGUUUUUUUUUUCUGGUUCUCGCUGGCAUACACGGUGUCAAUAUAUUUCAAGUUCUUUGAUAUUACUAUUUAGAGUCUUCCACAAUGCAUAGAAGUAGCACAGCCUUACUUUUUUUUGUUUUUGCUAUCAAUUUUUCUCUUAUUUUAGAAGAAUACUAUUUUCACAAUAAUUUCUCAACAUUUUUUACCUCUUUAUCGCUAUUUGUCAUAUCAUCCAUUUUCUUUAACCCUUCUCUCUCUUUCUCCCAAUCUCUCUUCUUGAUGUAAGUAUUGUUUUGAGAAACAUGUGAAAAUAGCAUUAUUCAUUCUAGAAUGGUCUAGUGAAGAGUAUUCCCUCUGUGCUGCUGUACUGUAUUACAAGAUGUACAUGCCAAAGUUAAUCGACAUGAUGUUGUAACGAAUAUCAUUUAUUCUUGAUGCGAGAACUGUUAUGUGC